UUCUGACCUCGAAAAUGGAUAAUGGAAAUGAAAAAGAAGAAAUUGGCUCUGUAAAUCGUGUUGUUUCUAUGCUAGAUGAGCUUGAAAAACGUGUUGAAGCAUUAAGAAAGCAAGCUCAGUAUAUAGAAGAAGAGAAAGAGCAACUACUAAGUACAUUGAACAAUGUACAACACAGCACUUGGGUUGCAGAUAUGGGAUCAGUGGAGAGAAGUGAGAUUGAAGCCAACGCAGAAAGACUGGUUUGUAGAUGUUUAACAGUGGAAGUCAGUGUCUCAACACCAAGAAAUACGGUACAAGAAACAGCUCUCAAAAAAGUCAAUGGAAUCCUAGAUCAACUGCAUGAACAAUUGAAACAAGGAGUAGCAGAAUCCGUGCACAGGGUUAAAACAUACUUGAACUCAUGUGCCAAUGAAUCUGAGAAAGUUGGCCCAGUUGAUAGGAACUUUGAGGGUGUCUUGAUUGACUGUACUGCUGAUGAUCAAAAGAAGAUAAAGGGAAGAUUACAGGCAUGGCUACAUGGACUGGAACAAGCACAUGUGAAGCUGAUCUGACAUCUCAGAUUGCACACUGUCUGCCUUGUAUUGGGGUGAUGUUCAGUUAUCAACAGUUGUGGAAGCUCCAAGUUAAUUUUAUUGAAAGGGGGGGGGUUAAAUGAUGAUUUCAUUGGAAGAGUGAUCUUUUUUUAGUUAUUCAAGAGAAAGACAUAUCUCAUUUUAAGAUUUCAUUAUGAGAGUAGGAGUGAGACAAACUAUUAUGAAAUUAACUUCAAUUUAUCACAACUGUUGAUAUAUAGACAUCAUCCCUUGUAUGAAUAAGAGUCCCUGAUUCAUAACUGUCCAUUCAUAAUACGACUGAGAGCCUCAAAUCCCGCAAAUCAUGACUGGUCAAUGAGAAAUCCUUUUUCCAAAUGAAUGAUAAUUUGG
This is a messenger RNA of Owenia fusiformis, 923 nucleotides long. Lineage: Eukaryota; Metazoa; Annelida; Polychaeta; Sabellida; Oweniidae. The record is from the annotation of a GenBank genome assembly.